GGCCUGGGUUCCUUUGAACCCACCCAGGCUGUGGGUUCCUUGUGAACCCAGGCACUGGGUUCGCAAGGAAUCGAACCCAGCAUGCUUGGAACCGAACCCAGCACGCUUGCCUGGGUUUGAUGGAACCCAGCAUGCUUGGGUUCGAUUCCUUGCGAACCCAGCACCUGGGUUCGCAAGAAACCCAAGCGUGCUGGGUUCACGUCUGGCACUGGGUUCGCAAGGAACCCAAGCGUGCUGGGUUCGCAUCUGGUGUUGGGUUCGCGUUUGGUGCUUGGUUCGCAUCUGGUGCUGGGUUUGCUGGGUUCGCAUCUGGUGCUGGGUUUGCUGGGUUCGCAUCUAGGUUCGCACCGAACCCAACAUGCCUGGGUUUGGUGGAACCUAGAACACUUGGGUUCGGUUCCUUGCGAACCCAGGCGUUGGGUUCGCAGGAACCCAAGCCUGCUGGGUUCGCGUUUGGGUUCCUACAAACCCAGCACGCUUGGGUUCCUUGUGAACCUAGGUGUUGGGUUCGUUUGCAGGUGCUGGGUUCGAAAUCGAAUCUAGCAGGUGGUGGGUUUGAGCAGCUGUUGAGUUCCUGCAAGUGAGGCUCUGGGUUUUGUUUCGAACCCAGCAGCCGUUGGGUCAAAUAUCUAUUGAGUUUAAUCUGUUGAUUUGUUGUGUUAUCCUCGAAUUUAAUAUUAGGAAUUAGGGUUUGCAGAAGGCCGCUUCGAGUUGGCUCUAUGUGUAUCCUAGAGGAAUUAAAGAUCUCUUGCUGUAUACAAAGAGGAAGUACAAUAAUCCGGUCAUUUAUAUCACUGAGAACGGGGUUGAUGAGGUGAAUAAUUCCACACUGCCCCUAGAGGAAGCCCUUGUUGACAACAACAGGAUUUACUACUACCAACAGCAUCUUUCUUUCCUCCAAAGUGCCAUUCAGUAAGUGCUUCUCUCUCUCCCUUGUGCACGAAAAGAGAAUGUU
This is a messenger RNA of Rubroshorea leprosula, 955 nucleotides long. The record is from the annotation of a GenBank genome assembly. Lineage: Eukaryota; Viridiplantae; Streptophyta; Magnoliopsida; Malvales; Dipterocarpaceae.